GGGAGAUUUCUAGGCAUCGCGGAUAUGCCUCUGUUCCUGUCCUGUUACUCUGUUUUCCAGUUAUCAAAAUGUGGAAGCGAGAGUCCGGAGGCCGUCGGCUGGCGCGCUUCCUGCCUGUGGUCGUGGUCCUAAUGAUCAGUAUAAUUAUUUAUUCCAUCUACCUAGUGUACAACUGCUUCCCGCUCCUUCAAAUUGAAGUUCCGGAAGAAUACCGCGACGACGCGGCGCGGAGAAGAGGCUUCAUCCAUUUGCUUUUUAGCCAUCUGCUUGCAUCCCUCAUGUUCUGGUCGCUCUUCAAAGCAUGUGUCACGGGAGCGGGGUCAGUUCCAGACACGACGGUGUGGAAAUCGAGACCGAAUACGGCCGAGCUCGUUGAAAGGAAACGUGAUGGAACUGUUCGUUACUGUCAUAAGUGCGCGCACUACAAGCCGGAUCGAGCUCAUCAUAGUAGACACACCGGAACUUGUACGCUUAAACUGGAUCACUAUUGCCCGUGGGUAGCCAACGAUAUCGGCUACUUUAAUUACAAGUACUUUUACCUGACACUACUGUACUCUACUGCGACUCUGUCCUUUACUUCGGCAACCAUGUUUCCCACUGUUACGGCCGCAUUCGGUGACUCGAAUAUACCUUUCGAGACGGUGUACUUCAUUCUCUUGGGAACUGUCCUCAGUAUCUGCGUCCUCUGCAUUGUCGGAAGUUUCUUCAUUUUCCACACGUACCUUCUGUCGAUCAAUUCUUCAACGGUGGAGUACUGCGAGAAACGGCGUGGCGGCCCCGGCCACGAUUGGGACUUAGGAGUCUGGAAUAACAUCAAAGAGGUUAUGGGGGAAAACCCUUUGCUUUGGCUUGUCCCCGUUGGAGGACCCUCUGGUGAUGGCCUAAUGUUCCCCCGUAUCCACUAAAAUAAGACUUCAUCAUAAUCGGAUGUGCGUGCCGGAGCAUCGAGAAGCGAAACACUCAGCUGCUGUUCCCCGGUGGUAAAAAGCUGGACCUGACAACGUCACCGAUGUGAAGGACAGCGCGACUGACUGGAACGUCCCUUGACGUGAUUUCUGCAGAAACAAUCGUGGUGUCGCUCAUGGCGCGACUCCUUCCUCUAUGUCUGCUCAUGUAUAACAAUAAUAGGCUCACACGCAGCUCAAAUACGGUGAAGUCAAAAACCUGUCCCUCUUCAGUGCAGGAAUUUCCUGUAUCACUUGGUACGUUGUAGAAGAGCUACCUGUCGCAGAUCCUGUAGACAGACAAGAUCGCUUUUCGGUGCUCUCAUAUCCCUGACUCACAAGGGCAACCCCAUGGUCUCCUCGCACGUGCGUUUCGGCUUGACAAGAUCACCAUCAACAAAAACGGUGCCAGAAUAUCUGGAGUAAAACCUGUUUAGUCUGUGUAACUGAACACAAAAUGUGUGAGCAAUUUCGCGGUUCACUCUAGGCACUGAAGUCACGAAGAGGGUAUCAAAAGCGCCACUGUUUUGAAACGGUAAAUGUCGCCUCGCAACUCUCAUGUGUAUCCACCGCCGAAAGAAAACAGGACGCAGCAUGCAUUCCUUGUAGU
Messenger RNA from Toxoplasma gondii ME49, 1554 nucleotides. Its product is annotated as DHHC zinc finger domain-containing protein. Gene Ontology annotation, cellular component: Golgi apparatus; endoplasmic reticulum. Lineage: Eukaryota; Apicomplexa; Conoidasida; Eucoccidiorida; Sarcocystidae. The coding region runs from base 69 to 905 and encodes 278 amino acids. Gene Ontology annotation, biological process: peptidyl-L-cysteine S-palmitoylation; protein targeting to membrane. The record is from RefSeq and is a predicted model, not a curated record. The transcript has 10 exons. Gene Ontology annotation, molecular function: protein-cysteine S-palmitoyltransferase activity.